This is a messenger RNA of Terrapene triunguis (Three-toed box turtle), 3264 nucleotides long. It is a transcript of the gene R3HDM2, whose product is annotated as R3H domain containing 2. NCBI's taxonomy places the organism in Eukaryota, Metazoa, Chordata, Testudines, Emydidae. The transcript has 24 exons. The coding region runs from base 157 to 3261 and encodes 1034 amino acids. Gene Ontology annotation, molecular function: nucleic acid binding. The record is from RefSeq and is a predicted model, not a curated record.
CGGCCCCCCCUCCCCGCUCCGACCCCCCUUCGCUCCAGAGGAGGGGCCCGGCCCCGCUCGGCAGAACCCCCCUCCCCGGGGGCGGCAGCGGAGACCAGAGAGGGAGGGGGGGACAGACCCCCAGGGUGCCCAUCGCUACACUGCAUUGCACUGAAGAUGUCUAACAGCAACACGACGCAAGAGACCCUGGAAAUAAUGAAAGAGUCGGAAAAAAAGCUGGUGGAGGAAUCUGUGAACAAAAACAAAUUUGUAUCCAGGUCACCGAGCAAGGAAGAGGUUGAGAAGGAAGGGGAGGAGGCCAAUGUACGGCAGGAGUCUCAGAGGCGGACUUCAAAUCAUGGACACGCCAGAAAAAGAGCCAAGUCUAAUUCGAAGCUCAAGCUGGUCAGGAGCCUGGCAGUGUGUGAAGAAUCCUCCAGCCCCUUUGUGGAUGGGCCCUUGGAAGCCCAGGACAUUAUUCAGUUGCAUGUCAGUUGCCCCUCGGACAAGGAGGAGGAGAAGUCUACAAAGGAUGGGCCCGAGAAAGAGGAAAAAGACAAGAAUAAGGAGAAGGCACCAAGGAAAAUGCUCUCUAGAGAUUCCAGCCAAGAAUACACAGACUCCACUGGAAUAGAUUUGCAUGAAUUUUUAGUAAAUACACUGAAAAAAAAUCCAAGGGAUCGAAUGAUGCUGCUAAAGUUAGAACAGGAGAUCCUGGAAUUUAUUAGCGAUAACAACAAUCAGUUCAAGAAGUUCCCGCAGAUGACCUCCUAUCACCGGAUGCUCUUGCACAGGGUAGCUGCCUACUUCGGCAUGGACCAUAACGUUGACCAAACUGGGAAAGCCGUCAUUAUCAACAAGACCAGUAACACCAGGAUCCCCGAGCAAAGGUUCUCCGAGCACAUCAAAGACGAGAAGAACGUUGACUUUCCGCAGAGGUUCAUCCUAAAGCGAGACGACGCCAGCAUGGACCGGGACGAUAAUCAGAUCAGGAUCCCAUUGCAGGACGGGAGGAGGAGCAAAUCAAUAGAAGAGAGAGAAGAGGAGUAUCAGAGGGUCAGAGAGCGGAUAUUUGCGCGAGAGACUGGUCAGAACGGCUAUCUAAACGACAGCAGACUCGCCAAGGAAGGCUUUUCUGCUAGCUCUCACAAAAGGAGGCAGAUUUUUAGGGGGAACCGGGACGCUCUGAACCGGGCCUCGGGCAGCCGUCAGAGCAGCACAGAGAGCGAGCUGAAGUCGCUGGAGCCCCGGCCGUGGAGCAGCACAGACUCGGACAGCUCCAUCCGCAACCUGCGCCCGCCCGUCACGAAAGCCAGCAGCUUCAGCGGCAUCUCCAUCCUCACGCGAGGGGACAGCAUCGGGAGCAGCGCCAGCAGGACGGCCAGGCCAGGUCUGUCACUAGCCCCGGAAGCAUGCAGCCAAGUCUCCGCGUCCCAGCCUGGCCGAGGGAGCUUCUUGCCAUGCACUGUGCAGCCGCAGCAGCACCAAGCACUUCCGCCCACUCCCCAGCAACAGCCGGCGAUGAGUAAUCACCUGAUCUCCCCGCCGGUCCCAGCUCUGCAGCCUGUUCAGUACUCUGCCAGCUCCUGUCCCCAGGUCCUCCUGCCCGUGUCUCCGCCCCAGCAGUACAACAUGGCCGAAGAGCUCAGCUCCCCCUUUGGGCAGAUCAGCCUCAGCCGUCAGGGCUCCACAGAAGCUCCGGACCCGUCCUCGGCCAUGUUCCAGCCGCCCCUCAUCUCCCAGCAUCCUCAGCAGACGGGAUUCAUCAUGGCGUCCCCGGGACAGCCCAUCCCUGCCUCCAGCUACUCCACCUCGGGACACACGGCCCCCGCUCAGCAAGUCCUGCAGCCCCAGGGCUACCUGCAGCCUCCCCAGCAAAUUCAGGUUUCCUACUACCCGCCCGGGCAGUAUCCAAACUCCAGCCAGCAAUACAGACCUCUCAGUCACCCGGUGGCCUACAGCCCCCAGCGCAAUCAGCAGCUCACGCAGCCUUCACAACAGCCUGGUCUCCGUCCGCACGUCCCCAGCAAUGGGCCUUCCACCCCUUCCCUAGCGAGGCUGCCCCCAGCCUGGUGUGGACUCUCUUGCGUUCCUCCUUUGCUUCUGGUCACGCCCCAGGUGGGAGCGCCACCUCCUCCAGUGCCGCUCCCCAUGGCUCCCCUCCCCUUCUCGGCGCAGGUCCCGGUGGCUAGCGAGUCGCAGGGGGUGGUCCAGCAGCCGUUCCAGCAGCCGGUGCUGGUGUCCGCCAGCCAGUCGGUUCAGGGAGGGCUGCAGUCCGGCGGGAUGCCCGUCUAUUACAGCGUCAUCCCCACGGCUCAGCAGAACGGCACCAGCCCCUCGGUCGGGUACCUGCAGCCUCCCGGCUCCGAGCAGUAUCAGAUGCCCCAGUCUCCCUCACCCUGCAGCCCGCCACAGAUGCAGCAGCAGUAUUCGGGGGUGUCUCCGUCGGGGCCCGGCGUGGUCGUGAUGCAGCUGAACGUGCCCAGCGGCCCCCAGCCCCCGCAGAACCCUCCCGUGGUGCAAUGGAGCCACUGUAAAUACUAUGGCCUCGACCAGCGGGGGCAGAAGCCGGGGGAGCUGUACAACCCAGACACCAGCGCCCAGGCCAGCACCCAGCUAACCAGCCCCAUCACGUCCCCCACUCAGUCCCCGACGCCAUCUCCCGUGACCAACCUCAACAGCGUCUGCACAGGGCUCAGCCCGCUUCCGGUCCUCACGCAGUUCCCCCGGCCCGUGGGCCCAGCACAAGGCGACGGGCGCUACUCUCUACUGGGCCAGCCACUGCAGUACAAUCUCUCCAUCUGCCCUCCUCCUCUGCUGCCCAGCCAGUCCAACUACAGCGCACACCAGGGCCAGACAGGGAUGAAACACGGAAACCGGGGCAAGAGACAGGCCCUCAAGUCAGCGUCCACCGACCUCGGCACAAGCGACGUAGUGCUGGGCCGGGUGCUGGAGGUGACGGACCUGCCCGAGGGCAUCACGCGCACGGAGGCCGACAAGCUCUUCACCCAGCUCGCCAUGGCCGGGGCCAAAAUCCAGUGGCUGAAGGAGACUCAGGGGCGGCGCGGGGCCGGGGGCGGCGCAGGCGACAACCACGGGCCGGCGGAGAACGGCCGGCACCCGGACCUCGCUGCCUUAUACACCGUGGUGGCCGUGUUCCCCAGCCCGCUGGCCGCCCAGAACGCCUCGCUGCGCCUCAACAACUCGCUCAGCCGCUUCCGGCUGCGCGGGGCCCGGAAGAGCUACGACCUGCGGGUGCUGGAGCGGGCCAGCUCCCAGUAGGGC